Messenger RNA from Ananas comosus (pineapple), 1024 nucleotides. RefSeq lists its product as uncharacterized. Gene Ontology annotation, biological process: lipid catabolic process; digestion. Gene Ontology annotation, molecular function: enzyme activator activity. The record is from RefSeq and is a predicted model, not a curated record. Gene Ontology annotation, cellular component: extracellular region. NCBI's taxonomy places the organism in Eukaryota, Viridiplantae, Streptophyta, Magnoliopsida, Poales, Bromeliaceae. The transcript has a single exon. Bases 27 to 872 code for a protein of 281 amino acids.
UCCGAUCAAGGAUCCAAUUGUUCAUCAUGGGUGUCCCAACCUCAACUCUCAUUCUGUCUCUGUUUCUCGUAGCAUCUUAUUUCCUGUACUACUCAUGUCCAUGCGAAGCCGCCGCUACUGGCACCGCCGGCGUCCCCGUGGGGACUAUCGAGAGGACGACGAAGCAGCAGAUCCUCGUCAGCAUCCUGCCGGGCGCGACGGGCGGAUCCGUCCCCUUCCUGACCUCCCCCUCGGGGAAAUACGUGGCGUACUUGCUCCGUCGCCCAACGGCGGAGGGCGCGGGCGGGUUCGGCAGCGACUUCUGCUACGUGGAAGUCGAGGACGCGAGCAGCGGAAGCAGCAUGUGGGAGUCGGAGUGCACGCCGGUGAGCACGGUGAACUCGUGCGCGCUGCUGUUCACGUGGAACGGGCUGGAGGUGUUCGACGGGAGCACGUCGGUGUGGGACACGGGGGCGCAGUCGGCCAACAACAACUUCCUGGAGACGCUGGAGCUGGUCGACGAGGGGGACAUGCGGAUACGCGACAAGGACGGAGAGCUGGCCUGGAAGGCCAGCGACGACCCGCGGGCAAACCAGAACUGCGGGCUGCCCGGGUCCCCCGGGGUGGCGCCGGCGCUGCCGCCGUUCGCAGAGCCGAUCGGGAAGGACAACAACCUGCCUUUCGGGCAGGCCGGGCAGGGCGGCGGGCAGGGAGCAGGCGGGCAGCUGCCGGAGGUGCAUGGGGUCAGCCAGACGGUUGGGUUCGGCAGCCAGCCGUUGGUGGAUAACAGUCCGUACGAUAGCGGUUGCUUGGCGGGGAUUGAGCAUUGGGUUGGGUCGGGUUUGGGUUUGGGUCUAAUUAUGGUUCUGGUUCAAUUUGGGUUCGGGUUUUAGUUAAUCAAUUGGAGGUGUGGUCUUAGUUGAUUUGGGUUUGUAGAUGAUGGUAAUUGAAAGGCAGUAACGUAAAGUGAUGUGGUUGUGGGAUUCGUAGAGUGAGGGAUUUAAUUAAGUAAUCAAUUGUGUGGUAAUUGUGCCUUCAAUUAUUG